Diversispora eburnea is the source of this 711-nucleotide messenger RNA. The record is from the annotation of a GenBank genome assembly. NCBI's taxonomy places the organism in Eukaryota, Fungi, Glomeromycota, Glomeromycetes, Diversisporales, Diversisporaceae.
AUGUGUGUUUGGAUGUUUCAACAACGAGAAGCACGUGAACAACAAGAGGGAGGACAAGAAGAAUAUGAAAGACAAGAAUUAGAACGUCGAAAACAAAGAAAAGCAGAAGAGGAAAUUUAUCGUUUACAAGAAGCAGAAACAACUCAGGCAGCUGAAACCUUUUGGGCUCGUGCUUUUUUUGGCUUUGAGGCAGUGGGUGAUGAUGGAUGUACUACUGAAGAUGGUACACGUAAUGGAUUAUUCUCAGUUUUUGGUUAUGGCGUAGAUUCAAAUCCUGAUGAGAAGUUCAUGAAGCCGAAUCAUCAAGCCUUACCUUCAGCCAUAGUUUUAUAUGAUUAUGCUGCAGGAGAGCCUAAUGAGAUUUCAUUUGAGAAGGGACACACAUCAUCACCGAUAUUGAGAAGAUCGGUGAAAAGUACAGAAGAAAAGUCUAGCAAUCGUGUAAUCGAGAAGGAUGACCAUUUAACUUCGUCAAAAAGUCAUGAGAAAUGUAUAAACUCAGGUGAUAAACCUUAUCAAUGUACUUUUUGUAAUACAAUGAUCCAAAAUACGCGAACUAAGACAUUUAAAUGUUUACAACCUGAACGUAAUAAUAACCUUUUUGAUUUCUGGACACUUACCAUACAUUUACGAGCACGUACAGGUGAAAAUCAAUUUAAAUAUAAAUUCGAAAGAUGUAUUAAAUAUUUUGCGAAAUCACCAAACAUGUAG